Physcomitrium patens is the source of this 1747-nucleotide messenger RNA. Its product is annotated as polyubiquitin. The record is from RefSeq and is a predicted model, not a curated record. Gene Ontology annotation, molecular function: protein binding. Lineage: Eukaryota; Viridiplantae; Streptophyta; Bryopsida; Funariales; Funariaceae.
UUGCAGUUUACGUUUUUGCAACAGGGCGUAGGAUUCGGGUAGACGGGCAGGUCGUGAAAAACGAGAAGGGGCAACGUUCUGGGUGGUUGGCGUUCUUGCCUUAAAAGCAACGCAACUCUUCCAGAUCCGACACUGCUUGGUGGUACUUCUCUCCAUUCGGCCUCUUUUUCCGGUUAUUGAAGGCGUGUUUCUGUGCUUUAGGAUCGGUUUUCCAGUGUCUUGUAUACAGAAAUUGUAGUAGAGUUUGUGAGAACUUGUUUUAAGAUGCAGAUUUUUGUGAAGACCCUGACCGGUAAGACCAUCACCUUGGAGGUCGAGAGCUCGGAUACUAUCGAUAAUGUGAAGACCAAGAUUCAGGACAAGGAGGGCAUCCCUCCCGACCAGCAGCGGUUGAUCUUCGCCGGUAAGCAGUUGGAGGAUGGUCGCACCCUUGCCGAUUACAAUAUUCAGAAGGAGUCGACGUUGCAUCUUGUCCUGCGGCUGAGGGGAGGGAUGCAAAUCUUUGUGAAGACGUUGACGGGCAAGACAAUCACGUUGGAGGUCGAGAGCUCGGACACUAUCGACAACGUGAAGACAAAGAUUCAAGACAAGGAAGGUAUUCCUCCCGAUCAGCAGCGAUUGAUCUUCGCUGGGAAGCAGUUGGAGGACGGGCGUACUCUCGCGGAUUAUAACAUCCAGAAGGAGUCGACCUUGCACCUUGUGUUGCGGUUGAGGGGUGGUAUGCAAAUUUUUGUCAAGACAUUGACGGGGAAGACGAUAACAUUGGAGGUGGAAAGUUCCGAUACUAUUGAUAAUGUAAAGACAAAGAUACAGGACAAGGAGGGCAUCCCUCCCGACCAGCAGAGGCUUAUUUUUGCAGGUAAGCAACUGGAAGACGGUCGUACUUUGGCUGAUUAUAAUAUCCAAAAGGAAUCGACCUUGCAUCUUGUGUUGCGGUUGAGGGGAGGUAUGCAAAUCUUUGUGAAGACGUUGACGGGCAAGACAAUCACGUUGGAGGUCGAGAGCUCGGAUACAAUCGACAACGUGAAGACAAAGAUUCAAGACAAGGAAGGUAUUCCUCCCGAUCAGCAGCGAUUGAUCUUCGCUGGGAAGCAGUUGGAGGAUGGGCGAACUCUCGCGGAUUACAAUAUUCAGAAGGAGUCUACCUUGCACCUUGUGUUGCGGCUGAGAGGAGGCAUGCAAAUCUUUGUCAAGACUCUGACCGGAAAGACUAUCACUCUGGAGGUCGAGAGCUCGGACACCAUUGAUAAUGUGAAGACUAAGAUCCAGGACAAGGAAGGGAUUCCUCCUGACCAGCAGCGUCUGAUCUUUGCCGGCAAGCAGCUGGAGGAUGGUCGCACUCUUGCUGAUUACAACAUCCAGAAGGAGUCAACACUGCACCUGGUGCUGCGCCUUCGAGGAGGAUUUUGAAUGUUCAUUGUCUUUCCUGCUCUAGAGUGCUUCCCCAGAAUUGUUCCCGUGAAGAACUGAAAUGUUCUGACUGUUCAUAUUUUGUGGCAAAUGCUACCGUUCAGUAAACAGGUGACUUCAUUGUAUCUUACAUAAGGUUCUUUAAAUUUGUCUCCCUCCUAUUUCUUGCUUUAGACACGAGCUGUAUGUUGUGCAUUUCAAUCACUAUUACGGUUGAUAGGCUUGCUCACUCUCAUCCGUUAUUUUACUUCCAUUACGAAACAUGACAGGCCUCUGUUGGUUUUGUAGCAUUAACAUAAUUUAUUUAUCUUAUAUAAAAAUGCACAGUUAUGUUUAA